Messenger RNA from Peronospora farinosa, 843 nucleotides. The record is from the annotation of a GenBank genome assembly. NCBI's taxonomy places the organism in Eukaryota, Oomycota, Peronosporomycetes, Peronosporales, Peronosporaceae.
AUGGUCGAUAGCAAAAUGCGCAAACGACCGACUUCUGUCUGCAUGGACAGCAACGGAGGCGGCUCGGCCGCGCCUGUGUUCCUGCAGAAGACAUAUGAUAUGAUCGAGAGCUCGCCAUCCGCGGUCGCGUGCUGGAGCGACGCCGGCACCUCUUUUAUCAUCAAGCUACCGCGUGAGUUUGCCAAGACAAUGCUACCACGCUACUUCAAGCAUAACAACUUCAGCAGCUUUGUGCGUCAAUUGAAUUUCUACGGCUUUCGCAAGCACAAGAAAGACGAGAUUGUCAUCUCUGUUGAGAUGGACGAGAGCAAGAAUUGGUGGGAGUUUUAUCAUGAGAAGUUCGUACGUGGACGCCAGGAGCUCAUGGCUCAGAUUCGUCGUAAGACGUACUCGGAGCCAUCCUCUCCUGACCACGAGGAAGUUGAGACACUCAAGCAGUCAGUGCAGAGUCUGCAAGGUCAAGUGUCGGAGCUCAUGGGGCAACUUUCGGACCUCACUGGACUUGUUAAGAAUUUACUGCAGGAUAAGCAGACCCCGAUGCCUUUGCCACGUGCUCCUAAGCGCAUGAAGAUCAAUGAAUCUCCAUUGUCUGUGUCGAGAAUGUCGGUCUCUCCACCUGCUAAUGUCAUGCAAGAGGCCUAUGCGCACAUGCCAGUACAAUCUCCACAGCCUCGCCAGUCUCAGCCCAAUAUGUUGCUGGAUGGCAUGCCAAAGACCCAGAGCCAACGCACACGAGAAAUGUCUCUUAUGGAGUGGACCGAGUCGUAUGGCAUGGACUAUCUUCUUCACGACUCGGGACGACCGCUGCCGCUAUUUACCGAGGACAUGCUCAAGUACGAUUGA